Anthostomella pinea is the source of this 657-nucleotide messenger RNA. The record is from the annotation of a GenBank genome assembly. NCBI's taxonomy places the organism in Eukaryota, Fungi, Ascomycota, Sordariomycetes, Xylariales, Xylariaceae.
AUGUUCGCCCGCUCAUCCAUCGCGCGCGCAGUCGCCCGCGCUCCCGCCGCCGCAUCGCAAGCAUUCCAGACCACCCGCAUCGACACACCGCGCAUGUUUACCUCGACACCCUCCGUCCUCGCAACCAAGCUCUUCGUCGGCGGACUACCGUGGAGUGUCGACACCCCGGAGCUGGAGGAGAAGUUCGCUCCCUACGGCAACAUCGCCAGUGUCCACGUUGUCAAGGACAGAGAGACCCGCGAAAGCAAAGGCUUCGGCUUCAUCGAGUUCGAGGAGGACGAGGCUGCCGCCAAGGCCAUUGAGGAGUUACAUGAGUCCGAACUGGGAGGCCGCGUCCUCAGUGUCCAGGUAGCCGUCGAGGGUGGAACCCGCGGCGGCGGCGGUGGUCGUGGAGGUUUCUCGCGCGGAGGAGGCGGUGGCUACGGCGGCCGCGAAGGAGGUGGUGGCUACGGCCGUGGAGGAGGUGGCGGUGGCUACAGCCGCGGAGGAGGAAGUGGUGGCUACGGCCGCGGAGGAGGUGGCGGUGGCUAUAGCCGCGGAGGAGGUGGUGGACGAGGCGGUGGUUUCAGCCGUGGACGAGGAGGCGGCGGCGGCGGCGGCGGCGGCGGCUACGGCGAUUCCGCUCCCAGCUACCCAAGCGGAGACUCCAGCUUCUAA